CUGAGAGCCGGCAUUAAUUUGUUGUUAUUACUUGAGAUUUUACAUAAUAACUGAUACAAUAUAUUUGUUGUGGAUUUAAGUAUUUUAUAAUCAACUUAAAAUGCUGAUGCGACAUUGCAUGAUGGCAUUAAGGGCCGCCAGAUCCCAGACCUCGAUGAAUAUUACCAGGAAUCCGCAGAACAAUUUCCUGCACCGUUUUCACAGCAGCAAAGCACCUGCCAUUGGAAUCGUGGACUACGACGUGGUAAAGAAGUUGCACAGCGAGCCAGAGAAGCUCCUGAUCGAUGUCAGGGAGCCGGAGGAGCUUAAGGAGACCGGACAAAUCCCCGCCAGCAUCAACAUUCCGCUGGGUGUGGUAAGCCAGGAAUUGGCCGCCAGUGAGCAGCUAUUCAAGUCGAAAUACGGUAGGGAGAAGCCUAAGGCGGAUACGGAAAUUAUAUUCCACUGCAAGAUCGGCAAGAGGAGUCUCAAAGCCGCAGAAGCCGCCACUGCCUUGGGUUUCAGAAACGUAAAGAAUUACGAGGGAUCCUGGCUAGAUUGGGCCAAAAGAGAGGGUCUUCCCAAGUAAAUUAUAUAUAUGAAAUAUAAUUGGCAUAUUA
Messenger RNA from Drosophila rhopaloa, 599 nucleotides. RefSeq names its product rhodanese domain-containing protein CG4456. Gene Ontology annotation, cellular component: mitochondrion. The transcript has a single exon. The coding region runs from base 101 to 568 and encodes 155 amino acids. The record is from RefSeq and is a predicted model, not a curated record. Lineage: Eukaryota; Metazoa; Arthropoda; Insecta; Diptera; Drosophilidae. Gene Ontology annotation, molecular function: thiosulfate-cyanide sulfurtransferase activity.